AUGGCGUGUCAUGGUGGCUCACGUAUCGGGCUUUUAGCCCGGAGAAUAUGGCCUGCAAGAAUAUGUAUGCGAACCAUUAAAACGCAUGCCAAGGAUCCGUUUGAGUCGUUGGGGCUCCCAAGCAAUUUGUGUCAGCAGCUUCAUGCAGCGCUCCCACAUAUUUCGACUCCCACACCCGUGCAGGCUGCCUUGAUUCCUGCUAUGCUGUCGCCCCGCGAUGUCAUUUUGCGUGCGCAUACUGGAUCAGGGAAGAGUUUCGCCGUUCUGUUAUCCCUUCUUGCUCGUCCUCGCUUGCUAUUCAAGGAUCGAUCAGACGCCACACCAGGUAUAUCUGCCCUUGUGCUCGUGCCAUCCAAUGAAUUGGCUUACCAGUACAUGCGCUGGGCUCGUGAACUGAUGCCAGCCGAGCUAGGUGCACAUAUGGAUGCCGUGAUUCAGUGCAUGGUUCGCGGUGAUGCCGCCUUGUCCUCGAUCGAGGCCCAAUCCGAGCGGCUGCGCCGAACGCCUCCACAUAUUCUUGUGGGCACACCGGCUCGGAUCGAGGAGUGUUUGGCGUCGGGACCGCAAGGUGCGCAUCUCUUGGGCGUCUAUACCUGGCGGACCCUCGUGUUAGACGAGGCAGAUGCUUUGCUUCGUCUGCCUGGUCGCUUCCCCAGUGCCAAGCAGCGCUGGAAACAUCUUGUGCAUCCGUCGCCCGGCCUGCAUGUGCUAGAUACCAUUAUGCGUGCACGAGCAACGUAUUCGGGUGGCGAGCGCAUCCUGUCGGCAGGACUAGAACGGCAUGCACCUCUACAUGGCGGCGACAAACGUCCACCCGAGCCGAUCCGGCGCACGCAGUACCGUGGCGCGGAAAAGACGACCGAGCUGGCUCGGCCGAUGGAGCGCACGAAAGACGAUGUGCCCCUGCAGCUCGUAUGCACGAGUGCUACGGCGAAUGCCGUACUCCGGCACUUUUUCGGAGCGCGAACAGGAUGGCUGCGUACGAACACGCGCGAGACGCGUCAUACGGCGCAAUGGAUCGACAUGACGGGUAUGAGCGGUCGUAUCAGUGCUGUUGACGCGCCCAAGGCUGGUGUCAUGCCGCGGGAAAUCUCGCAUGUGUGUUUGGUGGUGCACGAUGUGCACGGUGUUCCGCAGUGGAGUGAUCUAGACACCGCGCCGAAUAAGGAACACCGACACGAUGCGCGCAUGCCGGACGUAGCGUCAGACGCCACGCCCCUGUUGCCUGAGCAUGCCGUCGAUACCCUGUUGCUGGAGUCGCUAGCCUACGUGUAUGCGUACGAAGGCGUGCGGCAUGGCCUCGCCCUCAUACCUGCUCGCUGGAGCGUUCGUCGUGUGCACGAUGAACUGGCGUCGCUGGGCGUACCGGUGCGCAUUGUGACGCCUGGCGAGGCGCCUGCGUCACCCGACGAAGAAGUGCUGUACCUGCUGCAGAGCACAAGUGCCCGCGGCCUGGACCUGCCAGGUCUAUCGCACGUGUUUCUCGUGGGCAUCCAUGCGGUUCAGGAUGCUAUACACUAUACACACGUGGCCGGGCGUGUCGCACGGAUUCACGCAUCGGGGCCCAGACCGCCUGGCCAAGUGGUCACACUGCUGCGGGCACAUGCGCCGAGUGAACACAAGAUGGCGCGGAUGUAUGCGCGUGUUGGCGUCGAGGUGAGGGCCAUGAAGCCGCGCACACCCUAA
Molecule: messenger RNA, 1686 nt
Organism: Malassezia restricta
Lineage: Eukaryota; Fungi; Basidiomycota; Malasseziomycetes; Malasseziales; Malasseziaceae
Product: DEAD/DEAH box helicase
Exons: 1
Coding region: 1-1686 (561 amino acids)
Molecular function (GO): ATP binding; nucleic acid binding; RNA helicase activity
Source: RefSeq, a predicted model, not a curated record